Messenger RNA from Beta vulgaris subsp. vulgaris (sugar beet), 1688 nucleotides. Its product is annotated as aldehyde dehydrogenase family 2 member C4. The transcript has 9 exons. NCBI's taxonomy places the organism in Eukaryota, Viridiplantae, Streptophyta, Magnoliopsida, Caryophyllales, Amaranthaceae. The record is from RefSeq and is a predicted model, not a curated record. Bases 91 to 1599 code for a protein of 502 amino acids. Gene Ontology annotation, molecular function: aldehyde dehydrogenase (NAD+) activity.
GAUUUUGUAAAAGGACUUAAGGUUAAGAUCAAAAACUAGAAAGCAAAAUUAUGCUAUAUACUCUACAAGGAGAAAAUCAGAGAUAAAAAAAUGGGUGAUAUAUCAAAUGGAAGAUCUGAAACAUGCGUCGACAAAAUCCCAGAGAUCAAGUUCACAAAUCUCUUCAUCAAUGGAGAAUUUGUUGAGGCCACUUCUGGAAACACAUUUGAAACAAUUGAUCCAAGAAAUGGUGAAGUGAUAGCAAGGCUUGCAGAAGGAGAUAAGGAAGAUGUUGAUUUGGCUGUUAAGGCUGCUCGUGAAGCCUUCGAUCAUGGACCUUGGCCUCGUAUGUCUGGAUAUGAUAGAGGAAGGGUUAUGAUGAAAUUUGCGGACCUAAUUGAAGAACACGUGGAAGAAUUGGCAGCGUUGGAUUCAAUUGAUGCAGGAAAACUCUUUGGUAUGGGUAAAGUAUUGGACAUUCCAGGUGCAGUCCACUGCUUACGAUACUACGCAGGUGCAGCGGAUAAAAUUCAUGGAAAAACAUUGAAGAUGUCACGUGCGAUGCAAGGGUACACCUUAAGAGAACCAAUAGGUGUGGUUGGCCACAUUAUACCAUGGAAUUAUCCAACCACCAUGUUUUUCUUAAAGGUGGCUCCAGCCUUAGCAGCUGGGUGCACCAUGGUGGUCAAGCCAGCUGAGCAAACACCUCUCUCCGCUCUUUUCUACGCUCAUCUUUCCAAAUUGGCUGGUGUCCCUGAUGGAGUACUAAAUGUUGUGAAUGGAUACGGUGAAACUGCUGGCGCUGCAAUUGCCUCUCAUAUGGACAUUGACAAAAUAAGUUUUACAGGAUCUCCAGAAGUAGGGCGCCUAAUAAUGCAAGCAGCAGCAACAAGUAACUUAAAACCAGUGUCCCUAGAACUUGGAGGGAAAUCCCCUCUUAUCAUUUUCGAUGAUGCUGAUGUUGAUAUAGCUACACAGCUUGCUCUUCAAGGAUGUCUCCUUAAUAAAGGGGAAGUUUGUGUGUCUAGUUCUCGUAUUCUUGUUCAAGAAGGAAUUUAUGAGGAGAUAGCACAAAAAUUAGUAGAAAAGGCUAAAUCUUGGGUUGUUGGUGAUCCAUUUGAUCCUAGAGCUCAGCAAGGACCUCAGGUCGACAAGAAACAAUUUGAGAGAGUACUUUCAUAUAUUCAAAAAGGCAAAGAAGAAGGUGCUGAAUUACUAGUUGGUGGUGAGCGUCAUGGUGAAACGGGUUAUUAUAUUUCCCCAACUAUAUUCUCUGAUGUCAAGGAUGAUAUGCAAAUAGCAACGGAUGAAAUAUUUGGCCCUGUCAUGUCUUUGAUGAAGUUCAAGACUGUAGAUGAUGCUAUACAAAGAGCAAAUGCCACAAGGUAUGGUCUAGCAGCUGGAAUAGUAACCAAGAACUUAGACAUUGCCAACACUGUUUCGAGGUCGAUUCGUGCUGGUUCCAUUUGGAUCAAUUGCUACUUUGGUUUCGAUUAUGACGCACCAUUUGGUGGAUAUAAAAUGAGCGGGUUUGGGAGAGAACACGGACUUGAUGGCCUUUAUAUGUACACCCAAGUCAAGUCUGUUGUCACACCUAUUUACAAUUCCCCUUGGCUGUAGAACAUCAAAUGUCACCUAACAUUUUUGCAGCUCAAAGAGGUUACAUCUUCCUUUUGGUUGUGUAAUUAUUGCAUAAAGAUAUUCACUCA